AGGCAGCUUCUUGUUGGUCAGCUCUGUCUGGUGAUUGGCAGUGGCUGGCCUCUGGACUUUUGUUGGAGUUGACGGUGGUAGUGCUGCUGAUGAGGCCUCCAAAUUUCGCCCAUUAUGCCUCGAUAGAGUUGCAGGAGUGGCGAGGCAGCUGCUGGAGGGGCAGAUCUGUCGGUUUAAUAGCAGGUUUUAUUGGCAUUAAACUUCUGCUAUUUGGCGCAAUCAGUAGACGCCGUAUAAUCCGUCGCUUUCGAAGUCGCCACUGGAUUGUCCAUUUAGGAACCUACGUAGGUCAUCGUAAGGCUCUUCGUCGGUCCAUUGGCUGUCAUCGUCCAUGUCCAUAUCCGGCUCAGUGUCCGAUAUAGCUACUGCUGUUUCUGUAUUGGCUGCUGGUUGUGAUGGCGGCGGGUGUGUAGGUGCUGUUGCCUGUAGUCAUCGUCCUUCCCAGCAACAGCAGCCCCAUAUCCACGCCCCCAAGCAGCAGCAGCCAUCUCAAAAGAAGCGGCCACAACACCAACCCCAACUGCAACAGCAGCAUUCAAGCGGCCGACAGGGGGCCAAACCAGCAGCACCAACACCAACACCAGCUGCAGCAGCAACGCCCAACACCCGCAGGCCCUUGUAUAGCCGACACAAUUUGGGUCGGCAGCACCAGCAGCAGCACCAGCAUCGCGGCCAUCAUUCCCAGCCACAGGCCAAGGGGCGCCAAUGCCAGCGCGAUCAACGGGUGCAGCCAACUCCAAAACGUUUCCAGACACCGAGAAAUCCCCAGCAUCAGCAGCAGCCAGCCGUCCAAUGCGAUGGCAAGUGUGUGGAAAUGCUAAAAGAGUACGCCGUUAAAAUUGAAAAUUUAGAGAAAAGACUGCAAGAACUUACCACACUAUUACAAACCUGACUGAAGCAAAGGGCAGUGGCUCAGCAGUGGCCAAUCCUCCAACACAGACACCAGCAGCAGCACCAACACAUCCAAGACCCGCCGCCAAUACACAACCUGACGCCGCAGCCGUAUCGGAGGACUCUGAUAUGGACUGCGAAGCACUCAGCGACGAUGGCGACGACAUGUGGACGGACCACGAUUCAUUUGACGACGAGAUAGCGGAGGAGAUCAUGGACGCCUACGGUAGCUUCUACUCUGACGUCUUUUGAUGAGCCCAAAAGUCGGUCCUGAGGCAGCCACUAAAAACAGAUGGAAAACAUUAACUCACAUAACCACGAAAAAUGACCAAUACGUACUCACCUGACACGCCAUCGACAGAGCUGCCCCACCAGCAGAUGCCACGACAAAUAGACCAAACUUUUGCUGCUAAUUUGACGACAUUCUUAGAAUAUAUUGACGACUCUCCUGACAAUUCACCGCCCAGGUCCAGAGCAACCACUGAAAUAAAACAAAAUGACGUCAAUUCGCAUACCAACAAAAUAUGGACAAAACUCACAAUAAUCACACGUACCUGCCACGCCUCCGACAGAUCUACCCCUCCAGCAGCUGCCCCGUCAUCAACACCACACAUUUGAUGCCAAUUGGACGACAUUUUAGGGUUUAUUGACGACGCUCCUGACAAUCCACCGCACAGGUCCAGAGCAGCCACUGUAAACAAACCAAAAAUGACGUCAAUACACACAUCAACACAAAAUGGUACAAACACACACAAAACAUACGUACCUGCCACGCCUCCGAUAGAGCUGCCUCUCCAGCAGUUGCCACACCAAAUUCACCAUCCAAUUCCUGCCAAAUGGGCUAAAUUUGAAGGCCCUAUCGCCGUCGCCAACAACAUCCAGUCCACAGGCUGCCGCUAAAAGGAGAAAAACAUCAAUACACACUUCAACACAAAAUGGUCCAAACACACACAAAACAUACGUACCUGCCACGCCUCCGAUAGAGCUGCCUCUCCAGCAGUUGCCACACCAAAUUCACCAUCCAAUUCCUGCCAAAUGGGCGAAAUUUGAAGGCCCUAUCGCCGUCGCCAACAACAUCCAGUCCACAGGCUGCCGCUAAAA
This is a messenger RNA of Drosophila miranda, 1992 nucleotides long. Its product is annotated as mediator of RNA polymerase II transcription subunit 15-like. The transcript has 3 exons. NCBI's taxonomy places the organism in Eukaryota, Metazoa, Arthropoda, Insecta, Diptera, Drosophilidae. Bases 332 to 892 code for a protein of 186 amino acids. The record is from RefSeq and is a predicted model, not a curated record.